CAUAAAAUAUUAUAUUCACAUCUGGCAACGCGAAGGUAAGCGAAGUUCUUUUAUGCCGCUAAAAGCAUUUCGCUUAUUUUUUUGCAGAAUUGUGAAAACAUUUAGAAAUUUUGUAUACAAGCCAAAAUAAAGUGUUUUUUAAUAGUAUUUAGCUUAGCGUUUGUAGUCAAUAAAAAUGUGCUGUGUGUAAAAGUGUAGAGAAAAGGAAAAAUAACGUGAAAAUGGAUGCUGUUGUGUUGCAUUCGGACAUUGCGCGUCUUGUGCUAGGCUAUUUGAAAAGACAAAAGUUGGAAAGUACAUCGCGGCUAUUUUGUAAAACCUCACCACAUCUUAAGCAUGAAUUUACGGUAUAUCGCAGCGGUUUUACGCCACACAGUUUUUGUCCGGAUUUGGAGGAUAUAAUAUGCGAAUAUGUAAAUAUCAAACACAUUGUCGAUCGCUUUGUAUCUUCAUUGACGAGUAAUCAACGUUUUGAACUUUUCGAACUCAAGCUGCCUGAAAAAGUCAAGUUAUUGCUCGAGCGUGUAUUGGCAACAAAUUUGAAAACACAGCAAGGCGAAAAUUCCACGCAUAGUAAAAAUAAUACAAAAAGCAAUUCUACGGCUAGCAGCAGCAUAAAUUCAGAUAAAGAGAAUACAACUAAGAAGCAUCCUAAACAAAAAAGAAAACGUGAUUCAGUAGCGUACUCUUCUGAUGAGCGCGUAAGUCCUUUAUUCUUGAGCAGCAAAAAUAUAAAACGGCGCCGCAUUUUAGAACCAUUUUGUUUCAUAAGUGCGAAACAACAAAAUUUACAACGCCAACGGAAAACUGUGGAAACACCUACGACAGGCGGUGACCAGACGCAGACAGAUGAUGAAAAUGAAGAGGACACUCUUGAUGAAGAUAGUAAUGAGCCGGAAAAUGAAGAUGAAAAUGUGCCGCAUGAUAAUGAAACGGAUUUGUCACUACUGGAAAAGCCGACCAAAGAAUCAACGCCGCGCAGCAAAUCGGCUAAUGGAAAAUUUUCAACACCAUCAGUGCCAGAACUUUCGCAAGCAAUAUUGGAUAAUCCGCAAUUUCAAAUGAAAUUAGUAGAUAAUAUUAAUCAAGCGCUUAAUAACUCGAAAUGCAGUGAAACUCAAGCAGAAGUAAGCAAUGUCAAGGCGUCCACUUCAAAGUUAUCAGCUAAUGACAAUAAUCUCUCGGAAGAGCAGCAAAUUAUCACAUCCAAUGAAAUGUUGGAUCAAAUGGUCAAAGACAUUUUGAAGGCUACUGAGCAGGACCCGACUUUCGAUGCAAUUGUCGAAAAUGUUGUUGGUGCAUCCAUACAGCCGACAAAUGCCUCAGCAGGCGUACAAUGUAAUAUCGAUGCGGCAUCAGCAGCACCACAACAACUUAUUAGUGUGCCGGCUGUGUACGAGCAACAAGAACAGCAACAACAACAACAAUUUGCAUUUGUGCAACAACAUCAACAACAACAAUUAACUCUACCAACAUUAUCGACAAUAUCACAACAACCAACAGAUUCGAGUACAGCUCCACGUACACCCCUAAUAAUACGUACGGCUAUAUCGGCAUCGAAUACUUCACAGAAUGGCGGUGCUGGCGAUGCGCAAAUUCUUUCGACGCUCACAGCAAAUAAUUCGUUCGGUUCCUUGAUCGAUCCGAACUUUUCGCUAUCAAAGUUGAUCGUAUUAAAUUCGAAUGAUAGUGCACAAAAGCAAGCAACGGCUGGUGAACAAAUCAUUGGAAAUGUCACUGCUGACAAUUUAAUCAAUCAUUUAUCUAAUGUCGGCGAUGCGGCCGGGGACGAGCAGGUAUGCAUUUUCGAAAGCCAAAUAUUAAACAAAAAAAAUCUCACUGUUCUAUCAACAUUUCAGCAUGUUUUCAUCGACAACAAUACCGGUCAAUUUUUACUUCUUGCCGACGAGGGUAUAUUGGCGAAUUUUCCAUUUCUUCUCAACGGUGAAGCUGCCGCAGGCCAACAGCCACAAAACACAGUUAUGGUGUCCAGUGCACAGAAAGUAAAUGCGACCGAAGAAACCCAAAUCGAAGGUAGAAUAGAGCCGUGCACCGCAUGUAAAAAACCACAAGACGGUGCAAUUCCCAGCUCGCUGCAAUCACGUACAACUGUAGAAAGUGAGACGCCCAGUGGAAGUGGUAUAGUGAAUAUGAAAGCCUUUAAAAGCUUGUCGACACCACGCAAACGCACCUCGCAUGUGCGCACAUUAUCAUUCUCACCGAAGAUAACGGUUGGUAGUCCAGCAGAGCAGAAAUCUAGCUUGCGUCCUAAUGCCAACGCAGAGGAGUGCGCUGAGUUGGCCAAUUCAGUUGAUUUAACAGAGCGACCCAUCAUUAAAAAUGUGGAAAUUCUGCCAGCUUUAGGCGGACCCAUCGAAGCGAGCGCAAAUGAAAGCAGCAAUAGUUGUAGCGUGCCGCCCUUAUUCGUCACCGAGGAAAGUAGCAAUCAGACUGUCAUUAAAACCGAAUUAUCACUACGAGAGAUCGCUGUAGCAGAGAAAACGGACAAAAUUCAAAAUAAAAUAAAAUCAGUUGCAAGUGGCCUGCAUGUAGAUACACCGAAACGCAAACAGGUUCGUAAAACAGCGGUACGCGCAUGCAAACGUCAACUUUCGAAAUCCUCAGAUGACUCUGAAAACAAAUCGGAUCCUACAAACGAAUCGGAUCAAAAUGAAGAAUCGGAAAAAAGUGCGCCUGCAAGUGAAUCACAGCCUACAGAGGAGCAGAGUGUAACUAAUUUAAAAGAUGACAAAAUGAUGGAGGAAUGGUUGCGCUUGCGUAAUGUUUCCAAUCGUGAUCUUGACUCACGUUUGCGCCAGAUAAAUGCCGAACAACACGCCAUAUUACCGAAAUCGGUGCGCAGAGAUAAAAAUACGUCGUUGAAACGGCGUAAUUUACGGCGAAAAAAACCGAUAAUCUCUAAGCGCAUGCGCAAAAAGGCGCGGCAGGAGGCCCACAAAAAGGCAAUGCUUGCUGAGCGUGAAGCCGACGCAUCAAUCCUUGAGGAUGAUCCUAAGGAAUUUGUGAAACCCGAUAUAAGAAUCGUGGAAAAAACUAAACACGGCAAGUGUGCAAUCGAGAGCAGGCGCGUAAAUAAAGAUCGCAACAGCAAAGAAUUCAAUAUAAAAAUUCCAACACCACAAAAGGAAAAACGCGAAUCGCUAACAAAAACGAAAGGCGACUGCGUAGAGAGCAUUAGCGCCGACAAAGUUGCAGCAACUGAUGAUACAGUCGAUGGUACAGCAAACGCAGAGCCUGCAGCGCAAACUGCCGACCACGCAACCGUGCAUGCGUCGGAAGAGCACAAAGAGCAGGAGCGCGAUCGUCGUACAGCAAAUAUUGCUUGCCUACUAGAUACACCUUUUAAAGCGCCAACGUUAAUGGAUGAAAUCCCGCCAACACCGGGUAAACCGGUGCACUCCCUAGACACGCCUGCGGCCAAGCUACGCUCUGUUGAUGAUGAUAUGCAACUUUCGUCGUCAUAUCUCUUUGGUUCGCUGACAAAAAGCGAAUUAAAUACACCACAACUGAGUGCAAUAACGCCCGGUUUGCGCUUUACACCAUACGGCUCCAGUCGCGAUGUGACACCACGCAGUGCAACAGCACCAACGGAUUAUUCCUCUGGUGGUUCGUACUAUAAGCCUGAUGAAUCGGAAGAUUUAGAUCGCAAUUUUGAGAAAAUUUUAAAAGACUCAGCACAAAAGCAACGGCAGGCAGAGGAGGAGAGAGUAAAACUGCUGGAACAGCAUUUAAAUGCAGAGGAGGUAAAAAGUGCGCUCUUUGAGGAACCAAGACCAACACUGGUUGACGGUACAGAGCAAGCGAAAGCGGUAGCAGAGGAAAUAUGUGUUGAAAUACCAGCUGAGAAAUUGCGAGUGGAACCAAUAGUAUUGAAACGCGUUAAAUCAUUUGGCGCCGAAGGCACAGAGCAUACCGAAACGACCUCAAACAUCGAUCCACACUAUACGCUCGUUUCCGAAUUGCCUGAAAUUUGCGCCGAAGGAGAGUCGUCCGAUUCCUCCAGCACAAUUUCUACGUCGUCCUCAUCAUCAACGAACAGUACAACAAGCAGCUCGAGUUCUUCAUCGAAUUCCAGUACCACAACGGACGAGGAGCAGGCAGCAAAGCAUGAAAAAGAAACACCGAAAAAAACUGCUGACAUGUCCCUAUCACUAGAUAAUCUCUCUACUAUAAGUAGCACAGAGGAUGAAGAAUGGCAGAAGUUGGCUGUCACAGAGGAAGAGAACUCACAGUUGGUAAGCAAUGAUGGUGAAGUACGUUACCCGGUACGUAGUUGGCUGACACCGAGUAAAGUCGAUUCGCAAGCAGUCGUCGAGACACACGAGCAAGCGCCAGCGACGACGAUUAAGUUAACUGUACCAGUGAAAUCAGCCGAGAAAAAGAAUCGUUUGGAGGAUGACCUACAACAAAAACGUGAACGCAUGAUGGAGAAGCUGAAGCAAGAUGCCAAACAGCGACGCGUUAAACAACCGUUAGCUACAGCGGCACAAGCAUUUGAGAAGAGCGCAGCGCUCAUUGCGAGCCGCAAGCUUACGGCGAUGAGGGAAAAAGCAAAGAUUCUACCGGCGAAAGCGACAAUGCUGCCAACUAAUUUAGAGGCAAGUCAAACCAAAAUAGCGGUGGAAGUACAGGAGAAACGUACAAUGGAAGUAUUGACAGCACUGCAGCUCUCCGCCAAGAAACAAGUUCACCAGCAAACGGAUAUUGACGCUGGCAAAGUGCCAGUGCGCAAACCGACCGCGGUGCCACCAAUGGCCUCGCUGGACGACAAUGCAACAACUACGCUCUUCACACAAGCGCCGACUACAGCUGCGUACGAGUUGACGGAGAAAACCGAACGCCUACCCUUAAAGACGCUCAUUUCGAAAGUGAAGGCCAAACAAAGACAGUGUGUAAAAAUUGAGGCGCUGCCAUCUUUGAAACGGACAUGUACAACAAGUGUGGGACGCAAGAAAAUUGUGCGCAAACCGCUUGGCUUCAAGGGCACUAAUGCACCCGAAACUGUUUUCGAGCCUGGCCAGUUGGAGGAAGUCAAAACACCGCAUAAAGCAACGACAAAAAGCGUGGCGGAGAAGGAUGGUAAUGGUGAAAAAGAUGCUGUUGUUAGUCCUGUGCCAAGAAUAAGAAUAAAAACACCGACGGGGUUAACUGCCGACAGACCGAGUACAUUACGUGUUUCGCCCCGUUUGCUUGGCAACAAAAAGAGUAGAUUGAAGGAUGGUAAUGCGUACGACAAAAAAGAUGGCAAAGACGAUGCAUCGGGGGAAACCAUAGAAACCGCCAAACACAAAAAACCACUGAAAGCUGCGUCCAAGUCCAAGGCGGCAACCACGGCUAAAAGGUUGUUAGCGACUGCUUUCAAAAAGUCACCAGUACGCACUAGAAUGACGAAAAAUAAAAAGACAGCGCCGACAGAAGUAUUAGAAGCCAAAUUAACAGUGGAAGAGCAAAAGCAAGACGAGGAUAAGGUUAGAGACGAACAACCGAGUGAGAAGAGCGAUUUGCAAAAGCCUAUAGGACAGGAGAUAUUACCGGUUGAGCAUGCGAAAUCUGAUAAGUCUGACAGUAACGAAAAAACUGAAAAUCCAAAACCCGAAAAGAAAAAAGAUACUGAGAAAAAGGAAAAGGAGUCACAACAGUUGGGUAAACUGACGAAAGCAUCUAAAGCGCCCACGGAAGCGACUAAAAGGAACAAAGAAGUAGAAAAAACUAAACAAACAGCUAUGCCUUCGGCAGCUGAAACGACGUCCGAGAAACCAACGUCGAAAGAUGCAACUGCUACGGCACAGAAAAGAAAACCCAAAGAUAAAAUAGAAACAGCAGCUGCUGCAGAUGAUAAAGAAGACAUGACGAAACAAAAAUCUGCAGCGACAUUCAGCAGCAAAAUUAUAAUUGAUGCGAGCAUAUCGAAUAAAAAUACCAAAACACAAGUAGCUACUCAAGAAUUACAGACACAAAAAGAUACCAAUGGUGAAGGACAAGAAUCAAAUGUUGACAAACUCGAUGUAAAGAUAAAAGAUCAAGCAAUUGCGAAGGACAAUUUGACAAAAGAAAGUGAAGCUGCGGAGAUAGCGCCAAAGGAGGAGUUAGCUCAAGCGGUUCACCAGAGCAAAAUCUUGCCGACAUCAACCACAAAUAUGGAGAGUGAAGCUCUUGACACUGCCGAAACCUCCGAAGAAGAUCCAUUAGAGCAUUGCGAAUUAACGUCUGUUACGGAAGAGGAUCCGGUACGUUUUAUAUCAGUUAUCUAUGACGGACCUGUUGGUGCGCCAGCAAAUCCCUUGCCAAGACGAGAUUUUACAAAUUUUAAAAUGGUCGUCGCCUUCGAUGAGGAGGAGAAACACAUAUGGCGCAUCAGCAACGAAGUGGUAUUGUUCAAUGCAUCGCCCGCAUCGCAACAAAUACGUAACAUUCCGAAGAAACGUAAAGUGCGCAUAAAUACAUGCGACACUGAUAAUGAUAACAUCACCACUGUAGGUGUAGUGCAUAGCACGACAACAACAACAACAGCACAGCAGGCAACCACCUCAACUGUUAGCAGCAGUGAAGAGCGCAAUCAAAAGGAUAAUAGUUCGAAUGAAGCGAAACCAGUGGCAACGUCCACACCCAUAUCUGCGCCAGCCACGAGCAGUACACAAGACCCACGUAGGCGGACGACCAGAAUAACAAGAAAUGCUGUCGCUGGUACGGAAGUGGCGAGUGGUUCAACUGUGUCGGCGCCACCAGCACAAGCAACAACAACGAGUUCUGCUGGUCCUACAGAUAUUCUGGAAAUAGAUGACAUUGAAUCACUCCUCUCGCGUUUGCAUGGGAAAGAAAACUAAUCAAUUUCCAGCUUCGAUUUAACUUAGUUUGUACCAAAAUAUGCUCUAUGUGCACUGGCGUCAUAUAUACAUAUGCAUGUAUAUGUGUAUAUAUUAUAUAUAUAUAUAUGUAAGCAGUAAAGAAUUAGUAUUCGCAAUAAUAGUUAACUCGAUUUAAGUUUUAUUUUUAAGUAUUAUGCAACAAUGCACUUCAAUGGGUUACAUGGGUAUCACGGCUUCAAAAAAAAAUUAUUAUUGUCUUAUUUAAUUUUAUAACAUCUCUAGAAUAUUGUCCUGAAUUCUCAAGUUGAUAGCAGUAGCAGUUUGGAGCUACAUUUUUGAAAAGUUGCGCGCUCGAGGCUUUAAAGUAACUAAAAACGCGUUUUUCUCAAAACUGUGUUUUCAAAGUCGGUUUUAAGAUUGCUCACGAACUACUUGUACUCAACCGAUCUUAAUGAAAUUUUACACAUGUCUUUGAGAUAUAAUUUACAUAGUCUUAAUAUCCAUUUCAAUUAUCUUCUUGCAAUUACAACUAUUUAAAAAACAAAAAAUUUUCAUCAAAAUUUUCAUUUUUUUUUUUGUAAAAACGUCUGCCAAAAAUACAAUUUCAUUUAUUUGUUUUUUUCUCAUCUCAAUACCUAGUUAAUGGUCUAAUGGUUCAAACACGUAUUUUUUUUUUUUUUUGUUGCUUUUGAUGAUCCUGUCAGAAAUUCUGUUGUCAAUGCGGAAGCACCUUUUUUCCGAGGGACUGCCGGCAAUUACGUCGUAAUGACCGAGUUUUGAAUAUUUUCCUUUGAAAAGUUUGAAUAAAAUAUUUUUUUUUUAUAUUUUUAUAUGAAAAAAAUUAUUGAAAAGAGAGCGUUUUUUGCUGGACGAAACUUAUCUAAUCCCUUAAUUUCGAUAUUAUUAUAUAUGUAAGUACGUUCAAGAGGUCCAGCUUGUGAAAGUGUACACGAACAAAUAAGAAAGAAAGCAAAAAUUAUAAAGAAAUACUCGAUUUUAAGUUAUUACUUUCAUGUGUACUCUUAUGGAAUCUUUAAACUUCUUCAAGGAGAUAUUUUUAUUUUAAGUAAAUGUCAAAAACAAACAUCGGAGUACGUAAAAUUACAAAAAAUAAAUGGUUCGGUGCAACUCGUAAAUAGGAA
Messenger RNA from Bactrocera oleae (olive fruit fly), 7969 nucleotides. The record is from RefSeq and is a predicted model, not a curated record. NCBI's taxonomy places the organism in Eukaryota, Metazoa, Arthropoda, Insecta, Diptera, Tephritidae.